Messenger RNA from Oryza sativa Japonica Group (Japanese rice), 1456 nucleotides. NCBI's taxonomy places the organism in Eukaryota, Viridiplantae, Streptophyta, Magnoliopsida, Poales, Poaceae. The record is from RefSeq and is a predicted model, not a curated record.
ACCGCGGCUAAAACCAAUGGAACAAAACAAGAAGCCAUCGGCACCAAGACCAGGUAGCCGCAGCGAGAGGAGAGCGCGAGCAGAGCAAGCAACCAAGCAGCAGCAGCGAUGGCCGCCGCAGCCACGACAUCCUCCCACCUGCUCCUGCUCUCCCGCCAGCAGGCGGCGGCCUCGCUCCAAUGCGGCCUCUCCUUCCGGAGGCAGCCCGGCAGGCUCGCCGGUGGGUCGUCGGCCCCGAGCGUGCGGUGCAUGGCGGCCGUCGACACGGCCUCGGCGCCCGCCGCGACGGAGGCUAGCAAGAAGAGCAGCUACGAGAUCACCACGCUGACGACGUGGCUGCUGAAGCAGGAGCAGGCCGGGACCAUCGACGGCGAGAUGACCAUCGUGCUGGCCAGCAUCUCCACGGCGUGCAAGCAGAUCGCCUCGCUGGUGCAGCGCGCGCCCAUCUCCAACCUCACCGGCGUCCAGGGCGCCGUCAACGUGCAGGGCGAGGACCAGAAAAAACUCGACGUCGUCUCCAACGAGGUGUUCUCCAACUGCCUCAAAUCGAGCGGGCGCACCGGCGUGAUCGCGUCGGAGGAGGAGGACGUGCCGGUGGCCGUGGAGGAGAGCUACUCGGGCAACUACAUCGUGGUGUUCGACCCGCUCGACGGCUCCUCCAACAUCGACGCCGCCGUCUCCACCGGCUCCAUCUUCGGCAUCUACAGCCCCAACGACGAGUGCCUAGCCGACAUCGCCGACGACCAAAAUCUUGACCAGGUGGAGCAGAGGUGCAUCGUGAGCGUGUGCCAGCCGGGGAGCAACCUGCUCGCCGCCGGCUACUGCAUGUACUCGAGCUCGGUCAUCUUCGUGCUCACCAUCGGGACAGGGGUGUACGUGUUCACGCUGGACCCGAUGUACGGCGAGUUCGUGCUGACGCAGGAGAAGGUGCAGAUCCCCAAGGCAGGCAAGAUCUAUGCCUUCAACGAGGGCAACUACGCGCUCUGGGACGACAAGCUCAAGAGCUACAUGGACAGCCUCAAGGAGCCCGGGCCGUCCGGGAAGCCAUACUCCGCGCGCUACAUCGGCAGCCUCGUCGGCGACUUCCACCGCACGCUGCUCUACGGCGGCAUCUACGGCUACCCCAGGGACCAGAAGAGCAAGAACGGCAAGCUGCGGCUGCUGUACGAGUGCGCGCCGAUGAGCUUCAUCGUCGAGCAGGCCGGCGGCAAGGGCUCCGAUGGCCACCAGAGGAUACUUGACAUCAUGCCUACGGAGAUCCAUCAGAGAGUGCCGCUGUACAUCGGGAGCGUGGAGGAAGUGGAGAAGGUCGAGAAGUUCUUGGCUUGACUGCAAGUUUCAUAUACGGGGGUGUUUCUAAAAAAAAAAGUAUUGUAACUAAAUUAUAAUAUAUUUGUAGAAAUUUUCUUUUCUGAUGGCGAAUUAAUUAAACCCAUUGUGAAGGAUUUCAUCCCUA